AUGAGUAUAAUUUUACUGUUAGUAGUCAUUGUGGGAUUCUUUAAAGCAGAGAACAACUCUACAUGUAAGAUUAUUGGGAACCCAGAGGUGCCUAUCUUGUCUAAGGAAGGAGAUGUUACUAUUGGUGGGGCUUUUUCCAUCUAUAGUCAAAUAUCAAUUCCCUCACUGUCUAAAUAUGAAACACCAGAGUCUUUCAGAUGCUCAAGGAUAAAUCUAAGAGAAUUCCGUUUUGUGCAAACAAUGUUAUUUGCCAUUGAAGAAAUUAACAACAGCAGCAUUUUACUACCGAAUGUUUCAAUUGGUUAUAAGGUUUUUGAUAGCUGUGGUUCCACACUACCUUCAACGCGUGCAGUAAUGGGUCUAAUAGAUGGAGUGGAAAACACUGGGGGUAAAAGCUGUUCUUCUGUCCAUGUUAUUAUUGGGGCCUCUGAAUCCUCUUCAACAAUUGCAAUGCAACAGAUUUCAGGGAUUUUCCAAAUACCUAUGAUCAGCCACUUUGCAACAUGUGCUUGUCUCAGUAACAGAAAGGAGUAUCCCUUUUUCUUCAGAACCAUUCCCAGUGACUACUAUCAGAGCAGAGCAAUGGCUAAACUAGUAAAGCACUUUGGAUGGACAUGGGUUGGAGCAAUAAGAAGUGAUAAUGAUUAUGGUAAUAAUGGUAUGGCCACUUUUAUUGAAGCUGCAAGUCAGGAGGGGAUUUGUGUUGAAUACUCCGAGACCAUCUCAAGGACUGGUUCCAGAGAACACAUUGAAAAGGCUGUUAGAGUAAUCCGAAGAGGUACAGCGAGUGUUUUAGUUGCAUUCCUGGCCCAAGGUGAAAUGGAUGUUUUGCUCGAGGAAGUUCUAAGACAAAAUGUAACUGGGUUGCAGUGGGUUGGUAGUGAAUCUUGGAUCACAGCAAAAUACUUAGCUAAGAAGAGGUACUCUGGUAUUUUAACUGGGUCACUGGGCUUCGCAAUAAGAAAAGCUAAAAUCCCAGGCUUACAAGAAUUUCUUUUGAAGGUUAACCCAAGUAAGGACCCACAGAGCAGUUUGCUAAGGGAGUUCUGGGAAACAACAUUUGACUGCAGAUUCCAGUCCAAUAUACCUGGCACAAAGUUAUGUUCUGGCUCCGAGAGACUUCAAGAUGCAGAUAAUGAGUUUACAAAUGUGUCAGAGCUGAGAAUAUCCAACAAUGUGUAUAAGGCUGUGUAUGCAGUGGCUCAUGCCUUGCAUAGAAUGUUGAUAUGUGGAUCAAAUGCUUACUCAGUGUCUCACUCAUGCAUCCUAAAAGAACAUGUAGAACCAAGAAAGGUUGCAAAACAACUCCAGAAUGUUAAUUUUACUCUUCCGUCUGGGGAGCAAAUGUAUUUUGAUGAAAAUGGUGACCCUGCAGCAACCUAUGAACUUGUGAACUGGCAAAAAAAUCAUGUAGGAGAUAUUGUCUUCAUGACUGUGGGGAAGUAUGAUGCUUCACAGCAAAAUUGGAACCAGCUUUCCAUGAACAACCUACAAAUAAUAUGGGCUAAAGAAUCCUUAGAGAUACCCCUGUCUGUUUGCAGUGAGAAUUGCCUGCCAGGUUUCCGACAGGCACCGAUCAAAGGAAAACCUAUCUGCUGUUUCUCCUGUGCCCCCUGUGCUGGUGGAGAGAUCAGCAAUAAAAGCAAUUCUGCGGAGUGUUCACAGUGUCCACUGGAGUACUGGUCGAAUGCCAAUCACAGCAAAUGUGUUCCAAAGGUGAUUGAGUUCCUUUCAUAUAAGGAGACUAUGGGGGCUGUCCUAGCUGCCUUCUCGUUAUGUGGAGCAAGUUUAACACUUAUAAUCCUGUGUAUCUUUCUAUGGUUCCGACACACACCUCUUGUCAAAGCCAGUAAUUCUGAGCUAAGCUUCCUGCUACUCUUCUCACUGACUCUGUGUUUCCUUUGCUCUCUGACCUUCAUUGGUCGGCCCACUGAGUGGUCCUGCAUGCUUCGACAUACAGCUUUUGGCAUAGCUUUUGCUCUGUGCAUCUCAUGUAUACUUGCUAAAACUAUAACUGUGGUGAUGGCCUUUAAAGCUAAAAGACCAGCAAAAACAAUCCCUCAGUGUUCAGCGCCUCUUCAGAGAACAAGUGUUCUCGGCUGUACUUUAAUUCAAGUGUUGAUUUGUGUGAUAUGGUUAGUUUUUGCCCCACCCUUUCCACAUAAGAACACAGUUUAUGCCAAUGAAAAGAUCAUUUUAGAGUGUGUUUUAGGUUCACCUAUAGCCUUUUGGGUUGUGAUGGCAUACAUUGGAUUUCUGGCUCUGCUUUGCUUCAUAUUUGCUUUUUUAGCACGCAAGUUACCUGAUAAUUUUAAUGAAGCCAAAUUCAUUACUUUUAGUAUGCUGAUAUUUAGUGCUGUAUGGCUCACAUUUAUCCCUGCAUAUGUCAGCUCUCCAGGUAAAUUUACUGUAGCUGUAGAGAUUUUUGCAAUGCUAGCUUCAAGCUUUGGGCUACUCUUUUGUAUAUUUGCACCAAAAUGUUACAUUUUACUUCUGAAACCUGAGAGAAACACAAAAAAAAACUUGAUGGGAAGAAAUUAG
Cyprinodon variegatus (sheepshead minnow) is the source of this 2541-nucleotide messenger RNA. Its product is annotated as extracellular calcium-sensing receptor-like. Bases 1 to 2541 code for a protein of 846 amino acids. Lineage: Eukaryota; Metazoa; Chordata; Actinopteri; Cyprinodontiformes; Cyprinodontidae. The record is from RefSeq and is a predicted model, not a curated record. The transcript is spliced from 6 exons. Gene Ontology annotation, cellular component: membrane. Gene Ontology annotation, molecular function: G protein-coupled receptor activity. Gene Ontology annotation, biological process: G protein-coupled receptor signaling pathway.